Molecule: messenger RNA, 1909 nt
Organism: Hippocampus comes (tiger tail seahorse)
Lineage: Eukaryota; Metazoa; Chordata; Actinopteri; Syngnathiformes; Syngnathidae
Gene: prrc1
Product: proline-rich coiled-coil 1
Exons: 9
Coding region: 148-1413 (421 amino acids)
Biological process (GO): activation of protein kinase A activity
Cellular component (GO): cytoplasm
Molecular function (GO): protein kinase A regulatory subunit binding
Source: RefSeq, a predicted model, not a curated record
UUCCAGUCGUGGGAGGAGCAACAAUACAGCAGAUUUACCGUGAGCAGACGUGGCAGCGAAUGACGUCAUCAAAGUGAGUCUGUGGUUCUUUAUGGGAAAUCAAACUGAUCCAGCUAGCAGUUUCCGUGGACGCUGAAGGUCAAGGAGAUGAUGGAAGAGAGUGGGAUUGAGACUACACCUCCAACCAGCCCUACACCACCAAUGAGUGCAGCUGCUUCAGUCAGCCCUCCGCCAAUGAGCGUAGAUCCAUCAAGCCAUCCUAUUGCUGCAGGCACCAGCUCAGUGUCCAUUUGUUCCCCGUCAAUCAGUGCUGUUCCGCUUCCUGCUUUCAGUGGUCCACCUUCCAUCUUUCCUCCUCCGCCGUCUUCACUUGCCGGCCCCUUUAACACCAAUACAUCCGUCUCUGUGCCUCCCCUGGGCUCUUCCACCGGACCACCUUCCUUUUCUUCCGGUGCACCUCCUGUUGGGCCUCCUAUUUCUAAUUUUUCCAUGAGCGCAGGAUAUGACAUCACACGGGGUCAUGCUGGUCGAGCACCACAGACACCGCUGAUGCCAACUUUUUCCAGCCCAACCUCAAUUCCAGGUGUACUUUCUAACCCUAUGGUUCAGCAACCUGCCAUGACUGGGGGUUUAGAUGCCAGAUCCCCAAUCACUUUCCCUGAGGAGCAGGAGGAUCCCAGAGUAUCUGCGGACAACGGUGGCAAUGGAGGUUUAUGGGGCUUUUUCAAGGGCGUCGCUGGGAACCCUGUUGUUAAAACAGUCCUGGAUAAGACCAAACAUUCUGUAGAGUCGAUGAUUACCACUCUGGAUCCUGGCAUGGCUCCAUAUAUCAAGUCCGGAGGGGACAUUGACAUUGUUGUGACAUCGGAUAAAGAGAUGAAUGUUGACGCAGUCCGGGAUGCUUUUCAGGAGGUUUUUGGAAUGGCUAUGGUGACAGGGGAAAUUGGCCCUUCCAACAUUGCCCCACAGCCUGUGGGUUAUGCGGCGGGGCUCAAGGGGGCUCAGGAGCGCAUUGAUAGUUUGAGAAGAUCGGGUGUGAUCCACGAGAAGCAGCCAGUGGUCUCAAUGGAAAAAUUUAUUGCUGAGCUCUUUCCUGACAAGUGGUUUGACAUCGGCUGUUUGAUCCUGGAGGACCCUGAUCAUAACACCCGAGUGGAGGUCUUCACACAGGCAACCCCUCUGGCUCUCGAACAUGUCCAGCAGGCUCAGUCCCUGACCCCUCCAGACUACAGCCUUCGAUGGUCCGGUCUUAUGGUCACAGUAGGUGACGUCCUGGAGCGCAGCCUGCCCAAUGUAGAUAAAACAGAAUGGCUUCUGGCGAUGACUGGGAUGACACAACGGCAGAUGAUCUAUAGUGCUGCCAAAGCGUUGGCUGGAAUCUACAAACAGAGGCUGCCACCCAGGACUGCAUGAGGCUCUGCUGAAUUUUGUGUCUGGGAGCAUUUCAGGACAUUUUGAAGGAGUAGCAAACUGACAGCUAUCUAUUCGUCAAUGAGAUCAGUCACAGCUCCAUGUUUUUCCUCACUGAGCAAGACGGUAAUGGUAUAAAUUUUAAUUGACAUUCCAACACAACUGGAUUUUACUCUUGCAUAUCACUGAGAAUAAAAAUAUUUUAGAAAGUAAUCAUAAUCUGCUCAUCUUUUCUGACAUUAUAUAUUGGUAUGUACUUGAUGUGAGGUUUUGUGUAAUUGUUUACCCUUUUUUUUUUGUCCCAGCUGUUGUUUUCAAAUGGAAGACGUUAAGAAUGAUACAAUAUUUGGCCCAGCCUUUUGCAUAUGAUUCAGUCCGAACAAAACCAAAAACAAAUGCUGAAACGGAAACCUGAAUCAUUGUGCCGUAUUGCCUUAUUAAAAUAUAUGAAGGGUCAUCUCUGACCCUUUUUUAAAAAUAAAAUCAAAUGCAAUCAAGA